AUGUCUAGUCCGCCAUUCACGGUCAGAGCGGUCUUCGAGUAUACUUCGGACCACAAUGACGACCUUAACUUCGCUAUUGGGCAAAUCAUAACCGUCACAGCAGUCGAAGAUGCCGAGUGGUACUUUGGUGAAUAUGCGGACGACUCCGGGCGCAAAGUUGAGGGGAUUUUCCCAAAGAAUUUCGUCGAACGAUAUGAGCCCCCUGCACCCCCGCGACCGACUCGUCCAAGCAGGCCCAGGAAGGAAGCAGAGCCUGUCCCGCCACCUCCCGAGCCCGCUGUUGCAGCCGCAAUCCCUGCUGCAGAGAGCUCCCACCACACCGAGCUGGAGCCUGUGCCCGUGCCCGAGCCCGAGCCUGAGGUUGAGAAGACACCUGCAGCCGUACCUCAGCCGCCUAGCUCCCCUCCGUCAGCGCUGGCAUCCCCAGUGAAUGAACUCCCCUCUCCUAAGCCGGUACCAGCUCCAGUCGCCCAACUUCCGACGAGAGAAGUCAAUGAGCCCGCACCAAAGCCUGUAUCCAAGCCGCCACCUCCCGCUGUUACCGAAAAGCCUACUGGGUCGUCCUUCAAAGAUCGUAUCGCGGCGUUCAAUAAGCAUGCUGCACCACCAGUUGCGCCCUUUAAGCCAGGCGGACUCUCUCAAGGCUCCAGCACCUUCAUCAAGAAACCUUUUGUUGCACCGCCACCCAGCAAGAACGCCUAUGUGCCUCCGCCCAGAGAGCCUCCCCCACAGAAGAUAUAUCGCAGAGAAGAGAAUCCUGAUGUUCAGGAGCGGGUCACACGGGAGCUUCCUGUGUCUGAGGCGCGUCCCUUGUCAAGUGAGGGUCCGGAACAGGGUGCGGAAAAUGAGCCCAAGCCAACAAGUCUGAAGGAGCGAAUUGCUCUUCUCCAGAAGCAACAAAUGGAGCAGGCUGCUCGUCAUGCUGAGGCUGCGCAGAAGAAGGAAAAGGCUAAGCGGCCUCCCCCCAAGAAGCGUCUCGAUUCCCACGAAGAGACUAUCCCUACGCAAGAUAUACCAGCUGAGGGAGGAGAAGCAGGUGAUUUUGCGCGGGAACAUGCUAGCGAUGCGGCGGCACCGGCUGUGCCGCACCCUGCAAUGCCACCUCCACCCGCGCGGGAGCUCGCCAGCGACACCAAUGAUGCGGAUGAUUCUGCGGCUGCUGACACGGAAGAUAUGGAAGAGACAUCUACAAGCAAGGAGGACUCCGACGAGCGGAUCCGUGCAGAGGCUCGACAACAUACUGAAAAUUUACCGUCGGAUGAGGAUAACGAAGCAAUUGAGGAUCAAGCGCAGGUGGAAGAGGAAGAAGAAGAAGAAGAUGAUGAAGAAGAAGAAGAAGAAGAAGAAGAGAUCGACCCGGAGAUCAAGCGAAAGAUGGAACUACGGGAGAGAAUGGCCAAGAUGAGUGGUGGUAUGGGUAUGAUGGGUUUCUUCGGACCCCCUGGUGGCAUGCCCAUCCCGGCUGCGGCUCGCAAACCUAAAGCGCCUGUAGAAGCUGAAAGAGCCGUGGAUGACGAAAGCUCCCGUCCCGCCGCAGCGCCUCCAGUUCCCAUCAUGGCCCUGCCCGGAAUGAAUUCAGGAAAGCCUCCAGUCUAUCCGAACGUUGAGAAAGAGGAGGAAGAUGAUGAAGGAGAGGGAGACGCACAGAAGGAAGAACACCAAGAGUCUCUUGCAAGUCCGAUUACCCAGCAGUAUGCUGCACACGAGGUUCCCGAUGUCGAGGAGGUUGUCCAUCAAGAACCACCGCAACGUCGCAUGUCUGUCGAUAGACCAUUCACGCCGCAAGAACGUGCAGUACCUCCUCCUCCUCUCGACACACGCCCAGUACCACCUCCGGUUUCGCAUGAACAUCCUCUGUCACCCCCACCAAUUCCCGGAUCUCAAUCUCUGCCACCACCUAAGGGCACCGCACCUGGUGAUGCAGGAGAGGAAUCUGAUGAUGAAUUAUCUAUUCAUCCGAACGCCACCCCAACCAUUGCGGCAGCAGAACGAUCGGCACCUCCGCUCCCUGGCCAUCUCGACUCUCGCCGAGCGUCGACUUACGAUACAACAUCCCCUAAGUCACCCACGCUCCCCGCAGAUAAGAGAAUGAGUCGCCCUCCCCCACCGGUGCCAACCAAUCCCCCAGUGCCAUCUCAAAGCAGACCAAUUCCUCCCCCUCCGCCAGUCAUUAUCCGGCGGAGGUCCACGACCGACAGUCGAACAAGCAUGAGCUCGCAGCCACGUCAAGCGGGAGAGGGGGUCGAAGGUGAAACUACUGAAUAUGAUGGCGACUACGACACGGACAUUGCAUCUGGUGCUAAAUUCAAGGAUGCUUUGAAGUCUCAUGGCCGUGAUUCUAGUCUUGACGAAGGUGUCAUGACUGACGAACACUCCCUUCAGUCCCCUCGAAGCCCGCCCCAAACUCGUCUCCCGCCUCCGCCUCCUGUCUCUGCUCCACGAGCAGUGCCCCCUCCGCCCCCAAUUCAACCACCAAGAAGUGCCGGUAGAGACUCUAUCCAAUCGCCACGAGGACCACCACCUCCUCCACCGCAACGAGAGCCAUCAUAUGGCGGUGAUGAUGAUGAUGAUGAUGAAUAUGAUCCUUACCGUUACUCUGCCCCGCAGCAUGGUAUGCCUGUUUCAAGAGCACCGCCACCAAUCCCCAGUGGCCCUAUCGAAGCUCCACCUCUGCCCCCUCAGCCUGUCGAAGAGGAGUCUGAUGACAUGUACGAAGCCUCACCGGUUCAAAGCUAUGGCGAAACGUCCAGUCUGUCGCCUCGCGAAAAACGUACCUCAAUGGCUCCCCCGCCUCCUAGCCUACCUCCGCCGACACCUCGGAGCAACCGUGCAUCGCUGGACAUUCCAAGAGCCCAGCCCAGUGUCCGCAGAUCGAUGGAUGUCUCUCGUCCAUCGAUUGACUUAGGCUUCAUUGCUACGGACGUUGAUUUGGCAGAAAACACUCUUUGGUGGACACAACCCAACACCCCUCCACCUGCUUUCCAAAAUCGAAGGGAUGUUCUGCUCGAGUUUGAAGAGUCGAAUUCCUCCAAACGCGGGGGCAAAACUACUGUGACCAAAGAUGUUUACAUUCUAUUUAUCGACUACUCGCAGACCGUGGUUACUGUCAAUUUUGAUCCUCGUAAUCCGAGUGACGCGGUGCUAGAGCAGCGUCACGAAGCGCCCCCUCAUCAACCUCGUCAGGAUCAGCUCGAGACUGCGCACAACCAGAUCGGCACGCGUAUUGCCAAUGCUGUCAAUAAUAUCCAAAAUACUACUGUCGCAGAUGGCACGCCACACGGUUUGGUGCAGCAUCUGCUCAGCCCCCUAUCUGACGUCCUGCUUCCUGUUGGCACGCGCGCAUACGGUGCUCUGGUCUACUCCAAUUUGGCCAAUGCUUCAGUGCAGCAAAAUGACGAGAUCCGCGCAGGCGAUAUUGUGACUUUCCGCAACGCACGUUUCCAGGGCCACCGUGGCACGAUGCACCAGAAGUACAGCUCCGAGGUCGGCAAGCCUGAUCAUGUCGGCAUUGUCUUCGACUGGGAUGGCACCAAGAAGAAAAUUCGUGCUUGGGAACAGGGCAGAGAAAGCAAAAAGGUCAAGAUGGAGAGCUUCAAGCUGAAUGACUUGCGUAGUGGAGAAUGCAAGGUGUGGCGUGUGAUGCCUCGGAGUUACGUUAGCUGGGAUAAAUAG
Aspergillus saccharolyticus JOP 1030-1 is the source of this 3672-nucleotide messenger RNA. Its product is annotated as SH3 domain protein. The record is from RefSeq and is a predicted model, not a curated record. The transcript is spliced from 4 exons. Bases 1 to 3672 code for a protein of 1223 amino acids. NCBI's taxonomy places the organism in Eukaryota, Fungi, Ascomycota, Eurotiomycetes, Eurotiales, Aspergillaceae. Gene Ontology annotation, molecular function: protein binding.